UUCAUCCAGAAUUAAUAAACCCUGGUUAUUGGUGAAAGUGCAAGAAACAUUUGUUCCAAUACUCUUAGAAAAGAAAAUGAAUUCAGCAGAUGUAACCUUCUCUUUCUCUGAUUUUAAUCUCCUUGAAUCCAUAAAGCAACAUCUUCUAAUUGAUUCAGAUUUUUCUGAAAUUCUUUCGCCUAUGAGUUCAAAUAACGCAUUGCCUGACAGUCCUAGCUCAUGUUUUGGCAGCUCCCCUUCAGCAGAAAAUAGCUUCGAAAUCUCCCUUUGGGAUCAAAACUUUGAGGAAACAAUGCCAAAUCUCGAAAAAAAGUGCGAGUCCGAGGAGGAAACGAAGGGGAAUGUGGCGGCGCGUGAGAAGAACGCGCCGCAAGAUUGGAGGCGGUACAUAGGAGUGAAACGGCGGCCAUGGGGGACGUUUUCAGCGGAGAUGAGAGACCCCGAUAGGAGAGGGGCAAGACUGUGGUUAGGAACUUAUGAAACACCGGAGGAUGCAGCAAUGGCUUACGAUCAAGCCGCUUUCAAAAUCCGCGGCUCGAGAGCUAGGCUAAAUUUUCCUCACUUAAUUGGCUCAAACAUGCCUAAACCGGCUAGAGUUACAGCGAGGCGUAGUCGUACGCGCUCACCCGAGCCAUCGUUUUCUUCGUCCACCUCAUCAUCGGUAAAUGUAACAAGAAAAAGGAAAAUAGAUGUGAUAAAUUCCAUAGCCAAGGUUUGUCAUGGUUGGAACCUCCAGAUGUUACUAUGACUAUAUUUGGAA
Messenger RNA from Nicotiana attenuata, 760 nucleotides. Its product is annotated as ethylene-responsive transcription factor 2-like. The transcript has a single exon. The coding region runs from base 77 to 748 and encodes 223 amino acids. Gene Ontology annotation, biological process: ethylene-activated signaling pathway; regulation of DNA-templated transcription. The record is from RefSeq and is a predicted model, not a curated record. NCBI's taxonomy places the organism in Eukaryota, Viridiplantae, Streptophyta, Magnoliopsida, Solanales, Solanaceae. Gene Ontology annotation, molecular function: DNA binding; DNA-binding transcription factor activity.